AUGGCUUUCAAGUUGGUGGUCUUAUCCUGCGUUUUGGCCGUGGCAUACGGCAGUGUGGCCCCGGCUGCAUACGCAGCAGCACCUGUCGCUUACACUGCGCCGGUCGCCGCUGCCCCUGUAGUCGCCGCCAGGCUUGAAGAAUUCGAUCCUCUGCCCCAGUACCGAUUUGGCUAUGACGUAGCCGACUCCCUCACUGGUGACUACAAGAGUCAGACAGAGCAGCGUGAUGGGGACGUGGUACAAGGUUCUUACUCGCUUGUGGACCCCGAUGGAACCCGUCGCACAGUGGACUAUGCUGCUGAUCCUAUAAACGGCUUUAAUGCUGUGGUUCGCAAGGAGCCAUUGGUUGCAGCCGCGCCUGCAGUUGUUGCCGCGCCUGCAGUUGUUUCCGAGCCUGUUGUGUCGGCCGCUCGAUAUGCAGCUGCACCUGCAGUUGUUGCCGAGCCUGUUGUGACUGCUGCUAGAUAUGCCGCCCCUGCACCAGUAGCCGUAGCUGCAAAAUUUACCCAACCCACUGUUUACGCAGCAAACUACGCUGCCGCUCCCGUAGCCGCUGCUGUGCCUGCAGCCCCCGUGGUCGCGCGCUACGCUGCUGCACCUGUCGCCGCCGCUGUGGCUACAGGUCCCGUGGUCGCACGCUACGCUGCCCCUGCGCCUGUGGUCGCCGCUCGUUAUGCCGCCACUCCUGUCGUAGCUGCACGCUAUACAGCUCCAAUAGCACCAGCGUACACCGCCGCCUACACUACUGCUUAUGCAGCUCCGGUAGCAGCGCGAGUAGCAACUGCUGCAUACACCGCACCUGUAGCUACCGCAGCCUACGCCGCUCCCGCCGCCGCUGCCUACGCCGCUCCCGCCGCUGCCUACGCCGCUCCCGUCGCCGCUGCUUAUACCGCGCCUGUCGCCGCUGCGUAUACAGCGCCUGUCGCAGCAGCGUAUACCGCGCCCGUCGCCGCAGCUUACAGAACACCUGUAGCCACUGCGUAUACAGCACCAGUGGCGGCUGCCCCGGCUAAACUAGCUGUUGCAUCAGCGCCAGCUACAGUCCGCUCUGCUCCUGCCAAAAUUGUAGAACCAGUGGCUGCUGGCUACAGAUACCCUUGA
Messenger RNA from Diatraea saccharalis (sugarcane borer), 1101 nucleotides. Lineage: Eukaryota; Metazoa; Arthropoda; Insecta; Lepidoptera; Crambidae. The record is from the annotation of a GenBank genome assembly.